Rhododendron vialii is the source of this 1283-nucleotide messenger RNA. RefSeq lists its product as uncharacterized. Lineage: Eukaryota; Viridiplantae; Streptophyta; Magnoliopsida; Ericales; Ericaceae. The record is from RefSeq and is a predicted model, not a curated record. The transcript has 6 exons. The coding region runs from base 429 to 1070 and encodes 213 amino acids.
UAUUGAACACCACCCCACAACAAAAAAAUAGGGUGAAAAAGAAAACAAAGAGGCAACAACUGCUGAUGAGAGAGAGAGAAAAAUGCAUAGACAAGUUUUUGUAUCUUAGAGAGAGAAAGAGAGAGUGUGGGGUGAAGAAGAAGAACUAAAGCCCCACAUAUUUUGAUUUUAGAGGGAGAAAUUGCCGUAAUAUAAGAAACCCAGAAAGAUUUUGAGGAGUCUUACCUUCGAUUCAUUCAUCUUCUUUGAAAAAGAUUCACACCCAAAAAAAAAAAAAAAUCAAUCUUCCCAAGCUUUUGAUUGCUCUGUUGCAGAGUGGUCUCCUUGUAUGUGCUAUGUCUUUUGUUGUUGAAGAAGUGGGUUUUUGUAGUUCUCACAGAUCUUGAGGUGGCAGAGGGAAGAAAAGGGUAGAGAGUGAGAGAGAGAGAAUGGAUAAGUUACAGUGGGGAAAAAGAAAGCGCCUGCGUUGCGUGAAGGUGGUCAAAGACUCUUCAGUUUUGGGGGAAAAAUCAGCCGCCGCAGGCGGCGGUGAUGGUGCUGUGAGGAAGAAAAUCACAUCUCGUGUCCUUGGCAGUGCUGCUGCGGAUACUAAUAGACAAAUCUACCCCUCUUCUCUUCAAUCGCCUCAUCGUCUCAGCAGGGAUUUGGGGACGAUGAACAAAUCAAGUUUGAACGAGAACACAAAAGUGGCCACAUUUUCGUCGUCACCGGAGAAGGAAGAUCGAUAUUAUACGACUAGGGGUUCAAUAGGAUUGGAUCAUGAUAAUGGAAAGUUGUUUACGGAGCCAAGGAGGGAGGAAAAUAAAGGAGAGGUUGUGUGGCCAAAACUAUUUGUUACGUUGUCAAGCAAAGAAAAGGAGGAAGAUUUUAUGGCUAUGAAAGGGUGUAAACUACCUCAGAGGCCUAAAAAGAGGGCCAAAUUGAUCCAAAGAACCUUACUUUUGGUGAGUCCAGGAGCAUGGUUAUCAGACCUUUGCCAAGAGAGGUAUGAAGUGAGGGAGAAGAAGUCUUCCAAGAAGAGACCUAGAGGAUUGAAGGCUAUGGGAAGUAUGGAAAGCGAUUCGGAAUGAGAAGAAGUUUGAAAGAGAGAUGAAGGAAGGUAACAGGGGCUGGCUGGUGCAAUCUGCAUUGGAUAGUAUCAUUUUUUCUUGUUUGGUAGGUAGGAAAGUGACAAAGAAAGGAGAAAUUGAGGUGGUCUCUGUUAUUGUAUGUUUGAAGAAAUGCUAUCUUAUCUUUCCGAUUCUAAUCUAAUUUCUUCCAUAUUGGGUAGAAAUUUUUUUCCA